Molecule: messenger RNA, 600 nt
Organism: Aureococcus anophagefferens
Lineage: Eukaryota; Pelagophyceae; Pelagomonadales; Pelagomonadaceae
Exons: 2
Coding region: 1-600 (199 amino acids)
Source: RefSeq, a predicted model, not a curated record
AUGCAGGCUUACCCUUCCUUGCGACAUUUUAUCCGCCUCUAUCUUUUCGCCCCGUAUCUGAUGGGUAUUGUACUUGGUCGCAUCAUUGGUAACCCCCUCGCUCACAAUGUCGUUGGUGCACAUGCGACAGAUAUCUGUCGUCAACAGCACCCUGAUUUGAUUGAGAGAUGUCAGGAUCUUCAACAAAAUGGUUACAUGAAUGCAAUUCAACCGUUAGCAUACUAUUGCGCCAAAGUGGUUGCAGAUGUUCCAAGAAUAUAUUUUUCAGCUCCCGGGACCUCUAUGGGGUUUACGCUCCGAUUUGUGUCUGCGUUGAGCAACCGUGAAAUACUUUGCGGCUUCACUAUACUUGUAACCUUUGCCUAUAUAAUCGGCUAUACUGUUUCCUUCUUGUUUCCUUAUGAGAAGUGCAGCCUCAUUUGUGUGUGCUUUGGUUUGUGCAUGGGCAGCACAUUUGGAGGUGUGGCCAUGAAUGGUAAGAAGCCUAGGUAUGCCCUAGUUAUCACACCCGUAGUUAUCACACCCCGCAUGCCGCACAUCCCCAAAGAUUUCGCAAGAAUUGAAGAGAACGCAGUGCAACAACAUGGUGAUAUGAUCUGA